This is a messenger RNA of Eupeodes corollae, 1414 nucleotides long. It is a transcript of the gene ppan, whose product is annotated as protein Peter pan. The coding region runs from base 193 to 1362 and encodes 389 amino acids. Gene Ontology annotation, biological process: rRNA processing; ribosomal large subunit assembly. Gene Ontology annotation, cellular component: preribosome, large subunit precursor. The record is from RefSeq and is a predicted model, not a curated record. Lineage: Eukaryota; Metazoa; Arthropoda; Insecta; Diptera; Syrphidae. Gene Ontology annotation, molecular function: rRNA binding. The transcript has a single exon.
UCCACAGAACAAUAUACUUGUCUCACUCCAUUCUGCAUUGUUUUCUUUUUCCCAAUGUGUCAAACUAAUUUCCCCUACUACACGAGGUUUUUCGUGAAAUUUGUGUUCGCAGUUUUAACUAAAUAAUCCAGAAGUUGCAUUUUAUUUUGUUUUAAAUAAGCUUUGAAAUUAAUUUAAAGAAACAAACGCAAUAUGCCUAAAACGAAAAAACCAAAAAGCAAACCUAAGAAGAAGGUAAAAAUACAUGAAGACAAAGAGCCGGUCGAAUUGUCUCAAGCUCCACAUUCGUUCAUCAUCCAUCGGGGUCUAUCAUGCCCGUACAUCAAAGAUCUUACUGCGGAUUUCCGUCGAUUGAUGGAACCUUUCACGGCCACCAAUCUAAAAGAAAAGAAAGCCAAUCGCAUCAAGGACUUCGUCAGCUUAAGUGGCGUUUUCAGUGUCAGCCACAUGGGAAUAUUCAACAAACGAGCCACACAACUUUCCUUCAAGAUUGUUCGAAUGCCUCGCGGUCCAACGCUGACCUUCAAAGUACAUGAAUUCACUUUGGCACGAGAUGUAUUGACAAUCCAUAAGAAGCAAUAUGUAAAUGAGGAGAUGUUCCAACACUCGCCAUUGGUUAUAUUGAAUAACUUCACUGGGGAGGGAAAACACAUAAAAUUGAUGGCUCACUCGUUCCAGAACAUGUUCCCGUCAAUCAAUUUAGCGCAGGUGAAUGUGUCGACUAUGAAGCGAUGUGUUUUGUAUUCGUAUAAUCCCGUGACAAAGCUGGUGGAGAUGAGACAUUACAGCAUACAAAUUGUGCCUGUGGGACUGCACAAGGGUGUGAAGAAGAUAGUUCAGGGAAACAUUCCCAAUUUAUCUAAAUGCACGGAUAUAUCAGACUACUUCCUGCAAGGAGGCAAUGCAUCUGAUUCGGAGAUGGAGGAUGAAGAUGAAACGACAACUGUGAGAGAUGUCAAUCCCAAAAUCCAAUGCGAGAACAACAAGUCAUCCAUUAAGUUGCACGAAAUUGGUCCGAGGUUAACUCUGGAACUGGUUAAGAUCGAGGAUGGAUUGUUGACAGGGGAAGUACUGUAUCACUCUACCGUGACGAAGACAAGUGAAGAAAUUGAAGCCAUUCGAGCAAAGGUGGAGAAGAAACGCAAGCAAAAGGAGCACGCCAAGAAAGUACAGAAGGCCAACCAGGAGAAGAACAAAAAGAAGGACGAUUCAAGGAAGAAGGGUUACGUGCCGAACGAUAGAGAGGACAUGGAAGACGACCACGAUGAAGAUUACUAUAGGGAGGAAGUUGGCGAGGAACCAGACGAAGAGAUUUUCAGAACGAGAGACACCAAGUACAGAAAGAGAAAGCAUUCGAAAUAAAAAAAAUAAUAUAAUUGAUGUUAAUGAAUAAAAUGUUUUUUAGGAGAUACAA